AAAACCUGAGUUAUUCCGUUCCAAUCCAAACCCUUCUACAAUCAAUCAAUUUUGCUAGCCAUCAUCAUCAUCAAGACAUUUUUCACGAUGGCUAGCACAAAUGCGAUCAAAUUCAAUUCCAUUGCACUCAUGAUAUGCAUAGCAUUGUGUGCACCAAUUGUAUCUAUGGCUGUAUUAACCUGUUGUGACUUGAAACCUGCUUUGGCCGCAUGCGAUUCCUAUGCAAGACAUGGUGGAGAAUGUGUCCCACAAGAUUGUUGUUUUGAAGCUUUGCACCUUAAAAACUAUCUCAUCAAUAGUCAUGAAGAUUACAUCACUGCUUGCCAUUGCAUUCAAGAUGCUGCUGUCAAGAUCCCUAACAUCAAUUAUACUGCUUUCUCAAUCAUCCCUGACGGUUGUGGAAUUCGCUUGCCCUUCAAUUUUCGGGUCGACAUGAAUUGCGACAAGGUAUCAACGGAAAACGAGACGUUAUGGAAAGCGGGGAGUCAAGGAAAGGCGGGAGGAUUUGAGGUGUCCUUGCGCACGGUGGAGAAGGAUUUAAAGAGAAGAAAAUUGCUAAGACCGGGAAAAAUGCGCUCGACUACCAUUUUGAUAGUGUCAAAUAAUUCUACAAAUUCCUCAUCGAGUUCGAGCAUCAGGAUGCAUGAUCCUUCGUUGUUAAUGGUUCAAACAUGUAUUGUAGCAAUUGUGGAGGCUCUGAUCAUAUCUUUGGGGUGGAUGUAAAUAGUUUUGGGGACUAUUUUGCAAUUUCACAUAAAACUUAUAUUGUUUUUGUAACAUAAAAUAUUAGGGUGUGAUGUAAUUCACUUCGUUAAUUUUCCAUCUUAACGAUCAAAUCAAUCUUAUAAUCUCAUUAGUUAUUUCUUUUGUUAAUCUCAAAUUCACUUGUUGAUUUUUA
Messenger RNA from Vicia villosa (hairy vetch), 898 nucleotides. RefSeq names its product non-specific lipid-transfer protein 1-like. Gene Ontology annotation, cellular component: membrane. Gene Ontology annotation, molecular function: lipid binding. Gene Ontology annotation, biological process: lipid transport. NCBI's taxonomy places the organism in Eukaryota, Viridiplantae, Streptophyta, Magnoliopsida, Fabales, Fabaceae. The coding region runs from base 88 to 723 and encodes 211 amino acids. The transcript is spliced from 2 exons. The record is from RefSeq and is a predicted model, not a curated record.